Adineta steineri is the source of this 1515-nucleotide messenger RNA. NCBI's taxonomy places the organism in Eukaryota, Metazoa, Rotifera, Eurotatoria, Adinetida, Adinetidae. The record is from the annotation of a GenBank genome assembly.
AUGUCUUCAUAUUGCCUCGCAUUUGUGGCACUUAUUGCUGUAAUCAGUACCAUCGUUGUUCAUGCUGCUUCUGGAACUCUAACUUGUUUGAAAGCAACACCAAAUACUGAUGUGUUCAGAACCAUCCUUGGAAAAUGUUCACGUUCCCCCGGUGCAAAAGUCGGUAUUGGUGGUGGAUUGGGCAUUGGUCUUCGACUUGGAGGUGGGCUCUUAGGAGCCGUUGGUGGUUUACUAAACGUAGGUUCCUCUUUAAUAGGUGGUUUGAUAGCAGCAGUUACCUCUCAUACAUGCUCAUCUACAGGUUUACAAGGUAUCACAGGCUCAUUCAUUAUUGUCAGCGUAGAUUUGACAUUACUGACAGCACACAGGGAUUCUAUUGCAUUAUGUUUUACCAACCAGUUACGAUCAUCAUCAUCUUUAAAUAUUAGAGCAGUAGUGCAGUUGCAAGGAUUCGAACGAUUAGCUAAUGGUGACUGUCGAGUAUCAUACACAUGCUCCGGAAUUGGUCAUCAUCCUUCAGCUCUAACUUGUUUGAAAGCAACACCAAAUACUGAUGAAUUCAAAACCAUCCUUAGAACAUGUUCACAUUCUUCUAGUGAGAAAGUUGAUGCAGGUUUCGAAGUUGACAGAACCGCAGAUGCAGAUGUUCAGGUUGAUGGAAACGCUGAUGUCGAUGAACAAACUGGAGUUAAUGAUCAGCUUGACGGUGAUGACGACCAAGCCAUAGAUGAAGUCGAUCUAACAGUUGACGAUUCAGUGAACAUAGAUUCGUCUUCAACAGAUGGUUCAGUAGCAGCGGUUACCUCUCAUAAAUGCUCAUCUGAUGAUUCACACACAAUUACGGGCUCACUCGUCAUUUGCAAUGCAGACAAGAUAGCACUGACAGGGCAAAAGGAUUCUAUUGGAUCGUGUUUUACCAACCAAUUACGAUUAUCAUCGUCUUUGAAUGUUAAAGCAAUAGUGGAAGUACACGAAUUCGAACAGUUAGACAAUGGUGACUGUCGAGUAUCGUAUAGAUGCUCAGGUAUUGGUCAUCGCCCUUUAGCUCUAACUUGUUUGAAAGCAUCACCAAUUACUAAUAUAUUCAGAACCAUACUUGGAAAAUGUUCACGUUCUUCUGGUUUGAAAGUUGGUGGUUUACUGAACGUAGGUUCUUCUUUAAUAGGUGAUUUGAUAGCAGCAGUUACCUCUCAUACAUGCUUAUCUAAAGAUUCAAAAACAAUCACUGGCUCAUUCAUUAUUUCCCAUGCAGAUUUCGCAUUACUAACAGAGCAAAAGGGUUCUAUUAUAUCGUGUUUUACUAGUCAAUUACGAUUAUCGUCAUCUUUGAAUAUUAGAGCAACAGUCCAGGUGAAUGGAUUGGAACAUAUAACUAAUGGUGAGUGUCGAGUAUCUUAUACAUGCUCAGGAAUUGGUCAUCAUCCUUCAGCUCUAACUUGUUUGAAAGGAACACCAAAUACUAAUGCAUUCAAAACCAUUCUUGGAAAGUGUUCGCACUCCAAUCAUAAUGAAUGA